AUAUUGUGACAAAAUAAAAACAGUUCUGUUUGUAAUCAGUGAAAAAAAUAUGAUAUAAUUGGCAAAUUUCACCAAAACAUAAAUCAUAGCUCUUUAACUAUGAAGAACUGCUUUAUUUGAAAGUAAACAGUAUUUGCUAAUUGACUCAAAGAAGCCUUUCAUUUGUGUAAAAGACAGAAUGAUAGAGUAAAAUAUAGAAUCCUAUCUAAAUUUUCAGAAUUUUUGUGGUCCAGAAUUUUGAAACAAUGGGUUUGAUAAAUACUGUCAUUGGACGAUGGGGACUUUUGAUGGUCGCAGUCUGCAGUUCAAUGAAUUGCAGUGCAGCCAAGGAAAACACCAAGGGUUUAUCUGGUAAGAGUUCUGAUGAUAACUAUUCAAUUCAAGAUAAACAUGGUAUGAACUGUACUAAAUGUCAAUUAAUCAAAAAUAAUUUAUUUAUUAGAUGAUAUUUAUUUGUUAUCACAAGGUCAUGAUGGUUCCUCAAGUAAUGAAACAAACAAACCUUACACUACAAUAACAAUGGAGAUUGAACAGUUGACCAUUACAACCGGUGCUGAUAUUGAACAGCUUGACAAAACAAGCACUUCUGGAAUCAAACAGUCUAACACAACAGCCGCUACUGAAAUCAAACAGGCGAACAUAACAACAACUACUGAAAUCGAACAGCCUAACAUAACAGCCACUGCUGAAAUCAAACAGCCCAACACAACAGCCGCUACUGAAAUCAAACAGCCCAACAUAACAACCACUACUGAAAUCGAACAGCCUAACUCUACAAUUGCUCAAGUAAUUGAUGAGCAAACCACUGUAUCUAACUCGGAGCAUAUGAGAGAUAUGGAGUUCUUUGCACAGUUCAACUAUUAUUUCAACUUUUGGAUUCAGGCCUUGUUACGCAUUUUCGGUAUCAUUGGUAACAUUUUCAACUUGAUCAUUCUAAGUAGACCGGAAUUUAAGGCUAAAAACAGCUACAAUAUUUUAUUGCUGUCACUGGCAGUUGCCGAUAUGAUAACACUGAUAAUUGGCCUGCCUCUGAACAUCCUCAUCGAAAACUCCAUGUUUUUACACAAAUCGGUGUCAUUCGAAUGGCAAGUGUAUAUGUACUAUGGCCUAUUUACUGUUGGUUACAUGUCUAUUUCUGCUGGAAACUGGACAACCACUAUGGUCAGUAUACAGCGAUAUAUUGCCAUUUGCAUGCCACUGAAGUGUAACAGGCUAUGUUCCUCAAAGCGCACUCGUAUCGUCACAGUAACCAUCUGGUUGUUGUCUAUUAUCCUCUUCACCGAGAACUAUCUAAACUACAGUGUUGAGUAUGUAACCGAAGGAAACUCUACAUAUCCAAAGUUCGUCAAAGGCAUCUUACGUUGGCCUCUUUAUGACAGCAUAAUGAACAAUGUUCAGAUCGCGCUAUGUUCCUACGUGCCCUGGUUCAUUUCAUUCUGCGCUAUAAUUCGCAUUGGUACUGAGCUGAGUCUAAAAACAACAGAGCAGGAUAUCCUUAGGAGCACCAAAGAACCUGGCCAGCAGCAGGAGGUAAAAAUCACUGCUAUGUUGACGUCGAUUGUUUUCGUUUACCUUAUAUGUAGUAUACCAACGAGUGUUCGCUACAUCGUGCGCUCCACAGUAACUGUACCUGUUUAUUACAGUCAAGGUGUUCCCUACAUGGUCCUUGAUGGUUUAGCUAACUUUGGUAUUGCUUUUAACAGUGCUAUAAACAUUGUACUGUACUCUGUCACAAGCCCUAAAUACCGAAGGAUCUUCAUCAGUAUCAUAUGUCCCUGUUACACAACAAGGAGGUCAUUAGAUAGUAGUACAUCCAACAUGCGUUCAAAUGAAACUGGCAUGUCAUCUACAGCUAGUGUAGAUCAGAUAGCGCUAGGACAAACCAGUAUGGACCAGAAAGGUCUUGAUAAGAAUAGACAGGUUUAGAGAAGAGCAGUUUGGGUUAGAGAGUAUUU
This is a messenger RNA of Owenia fusiformis, 1955 nucleotides long. Lineage: Eukaryota; Metazoa; Annelida; Polychaeta; Sabellida; Oweniidae. The record is from the annotation of a GenBank genome assembly.